AUGAAUCUUGCUAUCGUUGAUGCAUCUCUAGACCAAAUAUUGAUGAUUGCUUAUAAAGUUGCAGAGGCUGAAAAUAAAGCUGUAGGGCUUAUAUUGGGGAAAGGAUUUUAUUCUGGAGCUUUUCAUAGGCAUCAUGAAUUUCAGAAGAAAGAAGUUUUGAAGAAAAUCAAAAUCAGGUUUGUAAAAAAUUGUGAGGAAAUUGAGAAAUUUCUGAUAAAUUUCCAUUUGAAUGAUGAAGAGAUAUCCAGUUUAGUUAUAGAUCUCAAAAAAUAUUCAUUAGAAGACCAGUCAAAAAUUUUAUCACUUGCUAAUGAUGUAAAAGAAUUUUUGGCGGGACCUAAAAAUGUCAUAGCAUGUGCUCCUGGGUUUGGGAGCUUACAGGAUAUGUGGUUUUGCUAUUCAAGAUUUAUGGAACAAAUUUUUAUUAUGCAGAACACUGAAGUUUGUGAGCUGGUCUAUAAUUCUGGGGAGGUUUCUUUAAUCAGCACAGUAUCAGGAAUCAUUUCUUUUUCAUUUAAAUCUUCAAGAGAGCUAGAUGAAUAA
Molecule: messenger RNA, 543 nt
Organism: Blepharisma stoltei
Lineage: Eukaryota; Ciliophora; Heterotrichea; Heterotrichida; Blepharismidae
Source: the annotation of a GenBank genome assembly